Messenger RNA from Drosophila hydei, 1358 nucleotides. Its product is annotated as hypodermin-B-like. The transcript has 7 exons. The coding region runs from base 103 to 957 and encodes 284 amino acids. Gene Ontology annotation, biological process: proteolysis. Gene Ontology annotation, molecular function: serine-type endopeptidase activity. NCBI's taxonomy places the organism in Eukaryota, Metazoa, Arthropoda, Insecta, Diptera, Drosophilidae. The record is from RefSeq and is a predicted model, not a curated record.
AUUUACAUUUUUUCGAACUCAACGCAAAUCAAUAGUUAGCUUUUUCAAAAAUUUCAAAAUUUCAGAAUUUCAAAAUUUUUGUGCCCGAAUUUUCCGUCAGCAAUGUUGAUGCUCCUGUCAGCGAUACUAAUAAUUCAUAUUAUCUUAUUGUUCCCAUUAACAUUGGCAUAUAUCGGUAAUGAAACCAGAAUUAUAAACGGGUUUGAUUGCGACCUUGAGCAGGUUCCAUAUCAGGCCUCUCUGCGUCGACUCAGUCAUGAUCGCAAGAGAUUGGGCAGUGGCCAUUACUGUGGUGGGAGUAUUCUUAGCCGUCGAGUGAUUGUCACAGCAGCCCAUUGCAUAAAGGGGGAAAAUCCUAAAACGACAUUGGUUGUAAUAGGGAACAAGUACCUUAACCUCAGAAGUCGAACAAUGAAGGUGUUCAAAAUCUCACAAUGGCUCAGCCAUAAGGAGUAUCAUCGAUAUAGAAACGAUAUUGGAUUGAUCUUCACUGCUGGCGAUAUGGAACCCGAAUAUGGAGCUGUUGCAUUUCUGCCUCUCAACACGGAGCAGUUACACGAGGGUACCCGCUGUCUACUGUCCGGCUGGGGUCGAUCUGAUCACUUUAUUGCAAGUUCUACGAAUUCUCUGCAAGGAUUAAUCGUACCGAUUAUCAAUGCCGAGACUUGUGACAAGCUUUUUCAUAUACCUGGUACCAUUUGCGCCGGAUUUGAUACGACGACUGGGCCCAGCUUUGGUGAUUCAGGUGGACCCUUGAGAUGCGAUGAUAAACUGGCGGCUGUCGUCUCCGUGGGAAGAGUUAGUGGUGGUCCAAGCGCGUAUUCAAGUAUGCAGUAUCAUGCGAAUUGGAUAAACGAACAGAGUAAUUCCUUGUACAAUGGAAUAUUGUCGCUUCGAUCGUUUUGCAUCCAGAGAGAAGUUGUGUUGGCUUUCAUCAUCUAUGUGGCUUUUAUCUAAGUCGGCUAACACUUAAGACGUGAAAGUGUCUUUUUCUUAUUUAUGUGUUUGAGUCAAUCGUUUUGCUAAAAUGUAUUUAACAUGCGGAUGGAUGCGUAAUAGACCCCAUAAGAAUUUUUAUGUGCGAAUUUUCCGUCAGCAAUGUUGAUGCUCCUGUCAGCGAUACUAACGAUUCAUACCAUCUUAUUGUGCCCAUUAACAUUGGCAUAUAUCGGUAAUGAAACCAAAAUUGUAAACGGGUUGAUUGCGACCUUGAAGAGGUUCCAUAUCAGGUCUCUCUGCGUCGACUUCAUCAAGAGCUGGAGCAAUUGGGCAGUGGCCAUUUUUGUGGUGGGAAUAUUCUUAGCCGUCGAGUGAUUGUCACAGCAGGCCAUUGCAUAAAGAAGGUAUAUUUGAGGGGG